UUCACUCCAGCUGCGCCCGCCGCCCGCCGGUGCGCUCCGGCAGGUCGCCGCACGCUGCGCCCCACAUCCCCGCGGACGGCUUCGCGGGCGCAGAUCGCAGAGACCCGGGGGCUUUCGAGGAGCUUGGCGCGGCCCUCGUCCCAGCCGGGGAGGUCGGAGCGUCCGGACCCGCAGGCAGAGUGCUCCGAAGAGCUCGACACAUGUUCCUGGUUCUCAUCAAAGAAGAUUCAUGUAAGUGCCAAUGGACACCUGAUCCCCUGGCUGCCUUCGUCUGAAAACAAGAAGUUUUGUUGUGCUGACUUGCCUGCCUGCAAUCUUUGCUGAUGCUAUCAUAAAAAACAAAAUGCUGAUUCUGUCCGUUUUAACCCCUGUGUGAAACUGACUUUUAACAUUCUUGCACAUUCUUUAACCCUCCAUGAAACAUGUCUGAACCUGACUCUUCAUCUGUAUUUUCCGGUAACGUGGAGAAUGGAACUUUCCUUGAGCUCUUUCCUACAUCCCUGUCCACAUCGGUGGACCCUUCCUCAGGCCACCUGUCAAAUGUCUACAUCUAUGUGUCCAUAUUCCUCAGCCUUUUAGCAUUUCUGCUUCUGCUUUUAAUCAUUGCCCUCCAGAGGCUCAAAAAUAUCAUCUCCUCCAGCUCCUCCUACCCAGAGUACCCGAGCGAUGCUGGUAGUUCUUUCACCAAUUUGGAAGUCUGUAGUAUUUCCUCUCAAAGGUCCACUUUCUCAAACCUUUCCUCAUGAGGAAAACAGAAGAAUUCUUGAAUGCCGCAGCAGCCUCCAUUUUCCUUUGCGGGAAGUGUCACAUGUCACAUAUUUCUUUCUUCAUGAAAGAAAUAAUCCCUUUCUUUUCCAACCAAGGAGACCUGUUUCUCCUCCUUCACCCCUCAUUUCUACUUCCAUUCAUGAUGCUUUUCAUUUGUGAAUGUAGGAGUUGAUGCUGACUCAGAGAAAUGUGUGCAAACCUUGAGGGGCAGAAUUGCACACAGACCACCUGACAAAUCCAGAGCGGACUUCUUCAAGGUGGAUCGGUCAUUUCACUCUGCUGGACACCAGAGGCAGAAAUCACACGAGACGGCCUCACCGUGGGUGCUGGAUAUGGACUCUCGCACUUCAUUUCUCUUACAAAACCGUGACCAACCAAGCCAGCAGGAAAUGGCAAAAUUAAGUCUGAGCUAUUUAGAAGACAUUUUUCAUAUAUAAAAGAUAAAGUGGGAACAUCAAAUUAAAAAAAAUCAAUUUAAUGUAUAACAUUCCUAAAACCGGAGGCAAAAUAUGCUAAAUGUUUUUUCACUUUAACAAAUGAAAAUCACAUUUACUGAUGAAUUAAGUCAUUAUGGAAAAGUUGUGGAAGAGUUUAACUUUUACUAGCAAGACAAAUAUGUGUUAUGAUGCAGUCUAUAAUGUAUUUUUGCUUCUUGGUUUUUUUCCUUUUCUACUUGUGUUAUAGUCAUAAUAUCCCUACUGUUGUAGAAUUCUUUGUGAUAAUUGCUGUUAUUAAGAGAAACACCCUGAGACACUAAGAAUUUUUAUUUUAUAGCUAUACUUUCCAUUAGUGGAAAUUAAGCAUAUGGAAAAAUAUUCAUUUAGUUCUGUUUUCUGCAGUAAUAACUCCUAGCAGUAAUGUAAGCAUGUUCCUUUAUUCAGUUUCAUAGUCUUUACAAUUUUAGUGCAGAAUUCUGCUAAGGCUCCCAGAUGUCAGAUGUUUGUUCACCCACAUUAGAUUGCAAAACUUGAGGGACUAAAUUGCUACUUCACAUAUUAUUAUAUACUCUGUGAAUGUUACAUGUCUCUGAUAAUUAGUUGUUCCACGUUAACAUAACACUUUGCAUUAGAACCCCAGGAUGUGGGUUUUUAUUAAAAAUUAUAGCCGUUCAAGUUGCAUAGCUACUGAGAACUUAGUGAUCCUGGGAGCGGACAUACUCUGAUCACCCAAGCACUCAACUGGGGGGCUUUGUCAAUGAAGUGCGGCUUACAUGUGAGCACAGACUUAGAAUAUGGAAGAAAUCAAGCUCCCUCUAAAAACAAAGCAAAUAAACUACAGCUUCUGUAGAGUAAGAACUUUAAUUUAAUUUUAAAAAUAAAAAAUGGCCCACAGCAUAAACAUUGAACUUGGUCAGCCUACGGAGCCCACUGCAUCAGCAAGCCCUGUCUUCCCUUGGCACCUGGAUCAUGUCUUGUUAAAAACACUUUCUAAUCUUCAGUACUGGAGCCUCAAUACACCCUUUGGAUUGAUUGUGCAGGCGACACCAUCUAGUAACUCAAAUGGGAUAAAGAACCUACCAUUUUUACAGUAGAUCUUUGUCAUUCCAAAAUGCUGAGACAAAUGAGGACUGGUAAUGAGGAUCUGAAGGUUGCUUUUUUUUUUUAAUCCAUAAGCUUCACUUAAAUCAGACCACACUGAACUAUUUAUAUAAAAAACGUUCCCAGACACCGUAAGACCUGCACAGAACUGAUGUUAUAAAAUGUGUAAUUAGUGAAACCUUUGUGUCAGCUGCCGUUUGAAGCGUGGCCGUGUGUUACAGUAUUACCAUGUUCACUGCUGGACUAGAAGAAUGCCAUUACUUUACAUCAUUUUCAGCAGUCUCUGAGUGUGUGUGUGUGUGUGUGUGUGUGUGUGUGUGUGUGUACUUUAGAUCAUUAUCUGUGGUCUCUGAGUAUGUGUGUGUAUGUGUACUUUAGAUCAUUAUCAGUGGUCUCUGAGUGUGGGUGUGGGUGUGUACUUUAGAUCACUUUCAGUGGUCCCUAAGUGUGUGUGUGUGUGUGUGUACUUUAGGUCAUUAUCAAUGGUCUCUGAGUAUGUGUGUGUAUGUGUAUUUUAGAUCAUUAUCAGUGGUCUCUGAGUGAGUAUGUGUGUGUGUACUUUACAUCGUUAUCAGCGGUCUCUGAGUAUGUGUGUACUUUAGAUCAUUAUCAGUGGUUUCUGAGUGUGUGUGUGUGUGUGUGUGUGUACUAAUGUAUAUGUAUUUUUUCACCCACUCCCAAUAAAAAGUUGUGUGAAAGCUACAGGAUUA
Messenger RNA from Suricata suricatta (meerkat), 3016 nucleotides. RefSeq names its product serine rich and transmembrane domain containing 1 (gene SERTM1). The record is from RefSeq and is a predicted model, not a curated record. Gene Ontology annotation, cellular component: intracellular membrane-bounded organelle. NCBI's taxonomy places the organism in Eukaryota, Metazoa, Chordata, Mammalia, Carnivora, Herpestidae. Bases 423 to 746 code for a protein of 107 amino acids. The transcript is spliced from 3 exons.